AUGUACUCCGUCAAGACUCUCGUCACCGCUGCCGUGGCCACCAUGUUCGCAGGCCAGGCACUCGGGAUUGCGUCUGACCCUUACUACGCUUGCAACUGCCCCAACAACUGCAGUCAUGAGCUCGGCUCCUCAUGCAAGUACUUCGCUGGGCCUUCGGAUAACGCCCCUGUCGUGUCGGGCAAGUGCACCAACCAGCCCAACGACUACCUGAUGUGCGUGCCCACCUAG
Microdochium trichocladiopsis is the source of this 228-nucleotide messenger RNA. RefSeq lists its product as uncharacterized. Lineage: Eukaryota; Fungi; Ascomycota; Sordariomycetes; Xylariales; Microdochiaceae. Bases 1 to 228 code for a protein of 75 amino acids. The transcript is spliced from 3 exons. The record is from RefSeq and is a predicted model, not a curated record.